Pocillopora verrucosa is the source of this 1640-nucleotide messenger RNA. The record is from RefSeq and is a predicted model, not a curated record. Lineage: Eukaryota; Metazoa; Cnidaria; Anthozoa; Scleractinia; Pocilloporidae.
CUCUCCAUCAAGGUGAUUUCACUGGAUGGAACGUGAUGCAGACCAUCUCAUUCCACUAUCGAUUUUAUUUGACUGCGACCGUGCGUACCUUUCUUGCCUAAAAAGAUAGUUCGUGACUCCAGCACGUAACUGAACGAGAUGUUUCUUUUGGCCAAAAACGUACGCUUUUCUCGACGAACUUUGGUUCCAGUCUUUCAACGGUUGUUAAGCUUGAAUGUGCUGAGCGGUCACAAAGAAAUUCGUACACUUGAAUGUCAUAAUGGCGAAAAGGUGAAACCAACCUUCUCGUCCCAAGAAAUGCAACGCCGUCUGGACAUGAUUCGACGCCAUAUGGAGACAAACGGGAUUGACGCAUGCGUAUUUACAUCUUAUCACAACAUACAUUAUUACAGCGAUUUCCUGUACUGUUACUUUGGUCGGCCGUAUGCGCUCAUUGUCACCCCGUCGAAGACGACAAGUGUUUCUGCUGGCAUCGACUACGGUCAGCCGUGGCGCCGAACAUUCGGUGAGAACAUCGUAUAUACGGACUGGAAAAGAGACAAUUACUAUCACGCUGUACAACAACAGGUUGGCGAUGCGAAAACAGUAGGCCUGGAGUUUGAUUGGGUCCAUCUCGACAGUCACCGAAAGUUCUCCGAUGCUUUACCUUAUGCAAAAUUCGUAGAUGUCAGUCAACCGACCAUGAAAAUGCGCAUGAUUAAAUCUCCCGAAGAAAUUGAACUUAUAAAGCAAGGAGCACGUAUCGCUGAUCUUGGAGGAGAGGCAGUUGUUAAGGCAAUCAAGGAAGGUGCCGCUGAGCACGAGAUUGCUUUGGCGUCAACAAACGCGAUGGUCAAAGAGAUCGCCGACACAUAUCCACAUUCUGAAAUACGAGAUACAUGGACUUGGUUCCAAUCAGGAAUUAAUACCGAUGGUGCUCAUAAUCCAGUUACCACGCGGCGAUUGCGUAAGGGAGACAUACUCAGUUUGAACUGCUUUCCUAUGAUAGCUGGAUACUACACAGCACUUGAGCGUACACUCUUUUGUGAUCACGUGCCAUCAGACCGGCAUAUAGAACUCUGGGAAGUCAACUGCAAGGUUCAUCGUCGGGGCCUGGAGCUCAUAAAGCCAGGCGCGCGUUGCAGUGACAUAGCUAACGAACUGAACGAGCUAUACCUCGAACACGAUUUGCUGAAAUAUCGUACGUUUGGAUACGGUCAUUCCUUCGGCGUUCUUUCUCAUUAUUACGGACGUGAAGCUGGGCUGGAAAUCCGCGAAGAUAUCGAGACGGUGUUACAUCCAAACAUGGUGGUAUCCAUGGAACCAAUGAUUACAGUACCUGAGAGGGAGCCUGGUGCAGGUGGAUAUAGAGAACACGAUAUACUGGUUGUCAAGGAAACAGAUAGCGAAAAUAUUACAAAGUUCCCAUAUGGACCAGAACACAAUAUCAUCAAAAACUAAUUCCUGGUAGUUAAUUGCAAUCUAUAAGCCACAAGCCAUAAGCCACUGUUACUAUGGCUUUUCUUGUAGAAUUUCUACUCUUGAAUUUCUACACAGCGAUAUAGAACUCACAACCAAUUGUACUAAUGAGCUGACCGUGAAAAAAUGAGUCACCUCAGAGGGACCGGAGAGACAGAGUUAUUAAAACAUAUUUAAUCAUA